Diorhabda sublineata is the source of this 586-nucleotide messenger RNA. RefSeq lists its product as uncharacterized. The record is from RefSeq and is a predicted model, not a curated record. NCBI's taxonomy places the organism in Eukaryota, Metazoa, Arthropoda, Insecta, Coleoptera, Chrysomelidae. The transcript is spliced from 4 exons. Bases 41 to 586 code for a protein of 181 amino acids.
CCAUCAGUUCUCGUUUUGUGAGAGUCGUUUUCUAAGCAACAUGCACCAGUAUUUGCUCUUUGCAUCCUUGGUUGGAUUGGUGACCAGCUAUCCAGGAAUUAUAGAUUCUGGCAGUAACUUCGGAGGUGGUCAAGAAUGGCAGGCUGCCCUAGCUUCUGUUGGAGGCGGAGGAGGAGGUGGACACGAUUACGGAUCUCUAGAUGACGGACAUGGACAUGGAUCAUCUGAUGGUUCUAUUGGUGGAGAUUUUCACCAUGGAGUCAGUGUGGUUAGUACCGGCGGAGGUCGUGAUGGUAAAGGUACCAUAUUCGAUUUAACCAACCAUGGUAAUUCAGGAGAUAGUGGACAUAAUGGAGCCUUUGGUGGUAGUUUCGUUGCUUCUGCUAAAUAUAGCGCGGGUGGUCAUGGAGGUGGAGGAUCUGGUGGUCAUGGAUACGGAGUAUCUGAAGGUACUGGAUUUGCCGAACAUUACAGCGACGUUUUAGGAGCCAGUGAAUCUUCCGGAGGAUAUGGAGGGGGUCACGAGGGUUUAACCGCUCACGGUAGUUUCGGAGGCGGAGAUUCUUUGGGAGGAGGUUACCAUUAA